AUGUCGACAGAAAAAAACCCCGUUUCUGCGCAUGAGCGCUCCAACUCCUCGGUCUCAUCUAGUCGUACAUCGACUUCCGAUGACGGCUUACAUUCAGCUCAUGAGACUCAAUCUCGACACGAGAACGAGGAUGACAGAGUCUACCAUUGCUCAGACCAUAGCCAUAGCCACGAAGGAAGCCGGGACACUGUCCAUGAGCAGGACAUGGAUAUCGAGAAAAAUCUUGCAUCCCUCGACCAAACACCCACAAACUACAGCAAGAACAAUAACAUCAAUAUGCUCGAUACAGUCCGCAGCCACGUCUCGCAGCAAGACAUGCACGUCUCCGACAAUGUCUACCGCGAGCAAAACGCAGAGCAAUAUCUCCGGUUCUCUCCAACGAGAAAAGUGAACAUCGUGGUGAUUCUGUCUGCUUGUUCCUUCUUGGCGCCGAUUUCAUCAACGAUGAUUCUUACUGCUAUUCCGGAGGUGGCGGAGACUUUCAAUACCACUGGUAGUGUGAUUAACGCGAGUAAUGCCGUGUACAUUCUUGCAAUGGGUCUGUCCGCGACGUUUUGGGGAACAUUUAGCCAGAUUUAUGGAAGGAGACCUAUGUCGUUUUGGAGCUCGUUCCUUUUCUUCGUUUUCAGUCUUGCCACAGCAUUGUCGCCGAAUUUGGCAGCAUAUUUCAUCUUCCGAGCCUUAACGGCUUUUCAGGGAACUUCCUUUCUUGUUGUGGGGAGCGCCUCUAUCAGUGAUAUCUACACGCCCACAGAGCGAGCUACUGCUCUCGCAUGGUUCUUGUCCGGAACUUUGAUCGGUCCAGCUAUCGGGCCAUUUUUAGGGGGUGUAAUUGUUACGUUCUGUUCAUGGCGGGUGAUCUUCUGGCUGCAAACCGCACUCGGCGGUUGUACAUUCAUUCUAGUCGCUCUGUUCAUCCCCGAGACAAUCCCCCACAAGACAAUCUCUGACCUCGUUGAUCUCUCGUCAAUGGAAAAGACAGUCGCAAUCUGGCACCGUAUGAACCCAAUUCGAGUCAUCAAACUGCUGUUCCAGUACCCGAACCUCUUCUUUGCCGCACUUGCUUCCGCAUCCCUUGUCUGGAACCAGUAUUCUCUCCUUACUCCAAUUAGAUAUGUUUUGAAUCCACGCUUCAACCUCACCACCCCGAUUGAGUCCGGUUUGUUCUAUCUCGCGCCGGGUUGCGGCUAUGUCUUUGGCACCUUUUUCGGCGGCCGCUAUGCUGACUAUAUUGUCCGCAAAUGGAUCCGCAAGCGUGACGGCGUUCGUGUGCCUGAAGAUCGCCUCAAAUCCUACCAAAAAGUCGGCGGUAUUCCCGUGCCUGUAAUUGCACUAUUCCUCCAAGGAGUGUCGCAGACAUUUGUGUUCCCCAGUCUGAAUACGUACUGUCUCGAUGUCAUGCAGUCCAAGGGUAGAAGUGCCGAGGUCGUUGCGGGCAAUUACAUGUUUCGAUAUGCGUUUGGGGCGCUGGGAACAGGUGUAGUAUUACCGGGAAUCGGAGCCAUGGGUGUGGGCUGGUUCAACACCAUCUCUGCUAUAUUUGUGGGAAUUUCUGGGUUCUUUAUGUGGCUCAUAACGAUCAAAGGAGCCACAUGGCGGCAGAGGGUGGAUGAGAAGCUAGCCCAAGCAGCUGCAGCUUGA
Messenger RNA from Talaromyces marneffei, 1641 nucleotides. RefSeq lists its product as uncharacterized. The record is from RefSeq and is a predicted model, not a curated record. The transcript is spliced from 4 exons. Bases 1 to 1641 code for a protein of 546 amino acids. NCBI's taxonomy places the organism in Eukaryota, Fungi, Ascomycota, Eurotiomycetes, Eurotiales, Trichocomaceae. Gene Ontology annotation, molecular function: transmembrane transporter activity. Gene Ontology annotation, biological process: transmembrane transport.